Molecule: messenger RNA, 716 nt
Organism: Sinocyclocheilus grahami
Lineage: Eukaryota; Metazoa; Chordata; Actinopteri; Cypriniformes; Cyprinidae
Product: protein Hook homolog 2-like
Exons: 4
Coding region: 72-422 (116 amino acids)
Biological process (GO): cytoplasmic microtubule organization; cytoskeleton-dependent intracellular transport
Cellular component (GO): centrosome; cytoplasm
Molecular function (GO): dynein light intermediate chain binding; microtubule binding
Source: RefSeq, a predicted model, not a curated record
UGUGUGUGUGUGUGUCAGUGGCGAAGAAGAUCGAUGAGCUGCAGGAGAUCCUGAAGAAGAAGGAUGAAGACAUGAGACGAAUGGAGGAGAGAUGCAAGAGAUACGUGGAGAAAGCUCGCACCGUCAUAAAGACUCUGGACCUCAAGCAGAAGUCUAACGCGGUUCCUGCUGAAGUUCAUGUGCUGAAGAGCCAGCUGACGGAGAAAGACAGAAAGAUGCAGCAUCUGGAGCAUGAUUUCGAGAGGACGCGCUCCAGACGCGACCAGGAGGAGAAGCUCAUCAUCUCAGCCUGGUACAACAUGGGAAUGGCUCUUCAUCAGAAGGUCUCCGGGUCGGGUUCGGGUCCGGCUCAGUCCUUCCUGGCCCAGCAGAGACAGUGGACACAAGCCCGCAGAGGCCUGUCCCGCCUGCAGCCCCGAUAAACCCAAACGCUGCACUUCUCUUUCAGCACUUUCUGUCUGUCUGUGAUCGUCCUGCUGAGGACGGAGAGAGGAUGCAUUUUGUGUGUUGUUUUUAGUUGAUCCAAACGUCAGUAUGUAGUUGAGUUUUAGUGUCAGUUAGCGCCAGAGUCACAUGAAAACUGAGUUUAAUGAAGUCGAUCAACCUUUGAUUCUUUUAAUGAUGUUUUUAAUGCUGUGCGAUAGGUUUGGGUGUUGUUCAGGGUUACGGUGCAUGUGAACGCACUUUACACACUCGGUGCCUUCAGCUGUCAAUCA